AUGACUCGAUCAUCUCAACAUUUAUUAGACUCAUUAGACAUCAUAUUCUUGGGUACCAUCGGUCUUGGUACCAUUGCUUGGUUUGCCAGACAUCAAAUCGCUGACAAAUUAUUCAAGUCAAACAAGCCUGAAAUUAAGCCUGCUUCUGAUGCAAAGACAGGCCCACCAAAGAAAGAACGUAACUUUGUUAAAGUGAUGCAACAACAGGGACGUAGAGUCAUCUUCUUUUAUGGUUCUCAAACAGGCACAGCCGAGGACUACGCUUCUCGUCUCGCAAAAGAAUGUUCACAAAAGUAUGGCGUCAGUUCAAUGGCUGCCGACAUCGAGCAAUACGACAUGAGCUAUCUGGAUACCGUUCCUGAAGAUUUCUUGGUCUUUUUUGUCAUGGCAACUUAUGGUGAAGGUGAACCUACUGACAAUGCUGUUGAUUUCUGGGAUCUUGUGUCUGAUGAACAGCCUCAAUUCUCUGAAGCCGAAGACGAAGAAGCUCCACUGAAGAAUUUGCGUUACGUUGCAUUUGGUCUCGGUAACAAGACAUAUGAGCACUACAAUGAAGUUAUCAGAAACAUCGACAAGCGUUUAACUUCCAUGGGUGCAAAGAGAAUUGGUGAGCGUGGUGAAGGUGAUGAUGAUGGUUCAUUGGAAGAAGAUUUCUUGGCAUGGCAAGAGGAGAUGUGGCCUGCUUUUUGUGAGGCUUUGGGUGUUGAUGAAAACAGCACUUCUUCCGGUCCUAGACAACCUUCUUUUGCUAUUGAAGAGUUGACUGAAUUCGAUAAAGCCAAAAUCUAUGUUGGUGAACUGAGCGAAUGGCUCAAAGAAGGAGCUCGAGUAGUCUACGAUGCCAAACGCCCUUACAAUGCACCCAUUACCUCAACUGAUUUGUUCAAGGGUGGCGACCGUCAUUGCCUUCAUAUGGAAAUCGACAUUUCCGACUCCAACUUGACUUAUCAAACAGGCGAUCAUGUUGCUAUUUGGCCCACAAACAACGAAGUUGAGAUCGAAAGACUUGCCAAGGUCCUUGGUUUAUCUGACAAGCUUGAUACCGUGAUUCGUGUUCAAGCCCUGGAUGCUGCUGCUUCCAAGCAGUUCCCAUUCCCCGUACCUACCACUUACCGCGCCAUUUUCCGUCACUACCUCGAUAUCUGUGCUGCUGUCUCUCGUCAAACAUUGAUGUCUUUGAUUGAAUAUGCACCUACUGAAAAGUCAAAGGAUAUUUUACGCAAGCUGGCUACUGAUAAGGAUGAGUACCGUGUGCGUGUGGGCGAUGUUACCCGCAACUUGGGCGAAGUCUUGGAGAUGCUGGCUGAAUCAGAGUCUCUGGACGUGGAAGGCAGCUUCUCUUCUGUGCCAUUCGACUUGAUUGUCGAGAGCGUUUCUCGUCUCCAGCCCCGUUAUUACUCUAUCUCUUCUUCAUCAAAGGAGAGCCCCAAGAAAAUUACCGUUACUGUUGUUACCCUGCAAUAUACUCCUGAAACUGCCUCUCCUCGCACUGUUUACGGCGUCAAUACCAACUACCUCUGGCGUCUUCACGAAUCCAUCAACGGCAUUGAACCUGAUGCUUCUUUCCCUCACUACAGCAUUACUGGCCCUCGUAAUUGUCUCUACGAUGCCGAAUCUAACGUGGCUCGUGUUCCUGUACAUAUCCGUCGAUCUCAAUUCAAGUUGCCCAGAAACCCUACUGUUCCUGUCAUCAUGGUAGGUCCCGGCACUGGUGUUGCUCCAUUCCGUGGUUUUAUCAGAGAGCGUGCUCUUCAAAAGAAGGAGGGUAAACCUAUUGGCCCCACAAUUCUCUACUUUGGUUGUCGUAAUUCUGCCGAAGACUUCUUGUAUGAAGAGGAGUGGCCCGAGUUAUUUGAGACAUUGGGUGAGCCAUCUCGUAUUAUUACAGCAUUCUCUCGUGAAACAGCGCAAAAGGUAUACGUUCAACACCGUUUAAUGGAGAAUGGACCCGAGAUGUGGGAUUUAUUGGAAAAGGGCGCUUAUGUUUAUGUUUGCGGUGAUGCCAAGGUCAUGGCUCGUGAUGUGAACCAAACAUUCGUUCGUUUUGCCCAGCAAUUUGGUGGCCUUGAGGAGGAGAAGGCUCACGAUUAUGUCAAGAACUUGAGAAACACAGGUCGCUACCAAGAGGAUGUUUGGAGUUAA
Mucor velutinosus is the source of this 2142-nucleotide messenger RNA. RefSeq lists its product as uncharacterized. The transcript has 3 exons. Gene Ontology annotation, molecular function: NADPH-hemoprotein reductase activity; flavin adenine dinucleotide binding; FMN binding. Gene Ontology annotation, cellular component: cytosol. NCBI's taxonomy places the organism in Eukaryota, Fungi, Mucoromycota, Mucoromycetes, Mucorales, Mucoraceae. The record is from RefSeq and is a predicted model, not a curated record. Bases 1 to 2142 code for a protein of 713 amino acids.